AUGGCGUACAAUACCCCCGCAUGGAAUGAGGAGUUCGGGGUGUUGAAGCAAAUGCAGGAGGAUCGCAUGAACUUUGCCAACAGCAUGACAUGUCAUGAACGCUGCGUUUCGCACUACUGGUUCAAUGACUUCUACGCGGGGGAAUAUAGGUGUAUGCGUAACUGUCUGGAGAAGCUGAAUCAGGUGGGCAUCAUCACAAAUGUUAACUUCAAUAAGUACGAACAGGAGAAAACAGCACGGAAGCGUAAGUAA
This is a messenger RNA of Trypanosoma cruzi, 252 nucleotides long. RefSeq lists its product as uncharacterized. NCBI's taxonomy places the organism in Eukaryota, Euglenozoa, Kinetoplastea, Trypanosomatida, Trypanosomatidae. Bases 1 to 252 code for a protein of 83 amino acids. The record is from RefSeq and is a predicted model, not a curated record. The transcript has a single exon.